Ambispora leptoticha is the source of this 395-nucleotide messenger RNA. NCBI's taxonomy places the organism in Eukaryota, Fungi, Glomeromycota, Glomeromycetes, Archaeosporales, Ambisporaceae. The record is from the annotation of a GenBank genome assembly.
AAGCAAUGUCUGCUGAUGAUGUGGAAUCUAAUUGUAGUAGUAUUAUCACGUUGGUUGGUGAUGUGACCGGUCGAAUAGCAUUUAUAGUCGAUGACAUGAUUGAUAGAGCUACUUCAUUCAUAGCAGCGGCAGAUCAUCUAAUCCAGAGAUGUAAUGCCAAAAAAGUAUACGUGAUUGUAACACACGGGAUUUUGAGUGGAGACAGUAUCAGGGAAAUAGAAAAUUGCCGGAGCAUCUAUCAACUGGUGGUCACAAAUUCAUUUCCGAUCUCGCUCGAAAAGCGUCGUCAAUCGUCCAAACUAGUAAUUAUUGAUGUUUCUGGGACUUUGGCCGAGGCAAUCCGACGAACACAUAAUGGCGAAAGUAUCAGUUACCUUUUUGAUACGCCAGUUUGA